This is a messenger RNA of Cladocopium goreaui, 774 nucleotides long. The record is from the annotation of a GenBank genome assembly. Lineage: Eukaryota; Dinophyceae; Suessiales; Symbiodiniaceae.
AUGGACGUCAGAAAUCCGUUGCAGUCAGCAUUGAAAGACAACAGGCCAUAUGCUCUUCAGAAGGCCUUGAAGUCAUUGGGACAGGAGGAUUCGGCCUUGGGCCUCUUCGAUGCCUCGUUGAUUGCCACGGUGCAGCCCGAUGUGGUGAUGGUCAACGCUGCCAUGCGCGGCUACGGCGCAAAGCUCGGGACCUCCGUGCGCAUUUUCGAGGCGAUGUCCCAGUGGACCGUCCAGCCUGAUGUCUUCACGUACAGUGCAGCCAUCAGUUCCUGUGGACAGUGGCAGAUGGCGUUGAAGUUGUUUCACACCCUGCCUGAAGCAAAGAUUCCACCAGAUCUUGUGAGUUUCAGCAGCGUCAUGACUUCCCUCCAGAAGUCUGUUUGUUGGCAAAGGGCCUUCAAACUCUUCGAAGUCAUAAGAGAAUCGCAGAGCGACACGGACGCUGAUGUGGCAGUGAGCGUCAAGGGCCGGGUGGGGCUCGCGUUGGAUUUUGAUUUAACGAAGACUCCAGCGCCGGCUUAUUUGGACACCAAGAAGAAUCUGAGUCGUGAGUACCGUGCGAAUAUUCGAGACUAUCAGAACAUGCUCAUCAACCAGGUGCGCCUCUCCAACGACUUAGAUCCCAGGAGAUGGGAAGGCAACGGCUUUGCCGGCCAUGUGCAGUAUGUGCCCUACAUUGGCACCGACCUCUUGCGACCCGGGGAGAAGAUGGAGCGCGACAUGCAGGCGCGAAAAUGGGCUGGUUGGUGGGUUGCUGGUUGGAAAAUGGGCUGA